Molecule: messenger RNA, 1191 nt
Organism: Arachis ipaensis
Lineage: Eukaryota; Viridiplantae; Streptophyta; Magnoliopsida; Fabales; Fabaceae
Source: RefSeq, a predicted model, not a curated record
AUGCCUCCUCCAUUUGAUAUGAUUUCUAAGAUGCAUCCUCCUAGAGAGGCUUGGAGGCUGAAAGUUAGGGUUCUAAGGCUUUGGGUUGUACCCUCUUUUGGGAAUCAUGAUGUUCCUAACUCAAUGGAGAUGAUUCUCCUUGAUGAGCAUUGUGAAAAAAUUCAAGCUACAGUUAAGAAACCACUCCUUAAUAGGUUUAAGGAUCAUAUAGUUGAAGGUCAAGUUUAUAGAAUAGCAUACUUUACUGUUGUGUCAAAUCAUGGUAGUUAUAGAGCAACUUCUCAUGAAUUCAAAUUGGUUUUCCUUCACCGAACCACUGUUGUAGCUGUUGAUGAAGAUGUUAUCCCUAAGACUUGUUUCAACAUGUUUCCUUUUUCUGAGCUGCUGAACAUGACCAAAGAUUAUGAUUUUUUAGUUGAUGUCAUUGGCCUUUUAACUUCAGUGGGAGAAGAGAAAGAAUAUGCAAAAGAGGAGAAAUUUGUGAAAAUGAUUAUGCUUGAAUUAAGUUCAAAAAAUGCGAUGGCAUUGUUUGGGGACUAUGUUAAUCAAGUAAAUCAUUUCCUUGCCUCUGGCUAUGUGGAGCAGCCUAUUGUAGUGAUUCAACUUGCUAAAGUCAAGUUCUUUAGGGGUCAAGUAGGCCUUCAAAAUGUGAUGUAUGCCACUCAAAUGUUAUUUAAUCCUGAUCUUCCUGAAGUUGUUGAAUUCAGGCAGAGUAUGGUUGAGCAAGGUGUCAAUGGUACCCAACCACUGUUUAUUGCAAAUGAGGGUAAAGUUGUUUCCUUGAAAGAUGAUUUCAUGCGUUUAACUAGAAAAUGCACUAUUAAAGAUCUUCAAGAUAACAAUGAGGAGGGUUCUUUUAUCAUUUUUGGUACAAUCCAAUGUAUUGUUGAGGAUGGAGGUUGGUGGUAUUCUGCUUGUGUGUGUGGAAAGGAUAUCUAUCCUCAAAAUGGUGCAUAUUACUGUGAUUUUUGUUUGAAGCACGUAACUAAUGUGACUCCAAGAUUUAAAAUUAAAAUAACAGUUGAAGAUCAUAGUGGGGAGAGUAUUUUCCUUCUCUUUGAUCGUGAGGCAUCUUAUUUGCAUAAGAAAUCAUGUGCUGACUUGUUUACCGAGGUUCAAAGAGAUGCAAGUGGAUACUUAUCCUCCCAUAUUCCAAGGGCUCAUUGGAAAGAAGUUACUGCUGAAGGUUGA